This is a messenger RNA of Myxozyma melibiosi, 1851 nucleotides long. RefSeq names its product general amidase-like protein. NCBI's taxonomy places the organism in Eukaryota, Fungi, Ascomycota, Lipomycetes, Lipomycetales, Lipomycetaceae. The transcript has a single exon. The record is from RefSeq and is a predicted model, not a curated record. Bases 142 to 1797 code for a protein of 551 amino acids.
CUCUACUUACUCCCGAAUGCCCAGUCCGCCCACACACAGACCCGCAGGCCUCUCUGGCUCUCCCUGCACCUCGACAAACAUUUUCGUGCAGCUUUCUCCGUUCUUCUUUUUUGUCAGAUAAAGUACUACCUAGCAGUCAUUAUGAAGCCAAUCGUUUUUCCCUACACCCAAAAGCCGUACAAGGAGCUCGUCGAGGCCAAGCUUGCGCAGCGCGAGUCGCGCAUUCCCAAGGAAUGGAAGAUUGACGUUGACCUUUCGCCUGCCAAUUUGCUAGAUGUUCCCUCGACCUGCGGUCUGUUGACCGACCGCGAGCUUGAGAUUACCGAGAAGUACGACUCCGUUGGGCUUCUAGCUGAGAUUGCAAAGGGCACUUAUACCUCGAAAGAAGUUACAAUUGCGUUCUGCAAGCGCGCGGCGAUUGCACAGCAGUGCCUGAACUGCCUGACCGAGAUCUUUUUCGAUAAGGCUAUCGAGCGCGCGGAAUGGCUGGACGCCGAGUUUGCGCGAACCGGAAAGACUGUUGGACCACUUCAUGGACUCCCCAUUUCGUUGAAGGACUCGAUGUCGGUUGCGGGCGAGGACUCGGUCGUCGGAAUCGCUGCCUACUGCUUCCAGCCUGAGAAGGAGAACAGCGUUGUUGUCGAUAUCCUCAUCAAGCUUGGUGCUGUCAUGUAUGUGAAGACCAACGUCCCGCAGAGUAUGAUGGUGCCAGAUACCGACAACAAUGUGUUUGGAAUCACCCGCAACCCAAUUCACAAAGAGCUCACUGCUUCGGGUUCCUCUGGUGGCCUCGCGGCACUCAUCAAGUUCCGUGGCUCGCUCCUCGGCAUUGGAACUGACGUCGGUGGAUCAAUUCGUGUUCCGGCAUAUACCCAUGGCGUCUACUCGCUCAAGCCUUCCAGCGGCCGCGUGCCGUACCACAACGUGAAGGGAUAUCUCGAGCCUGGUGCCGAGACUGCUGGAAUUCUGUGCGUCAACGCGCCUAUGGCAGUCUCUGUGCGCGACUUGGAGUUUGUCAUGAAGUGCAUGUCGGAUGCGGAGCCAUGGCUAUAUGAUCCCAGCUGCCAAUACUUGCCAUGGAACGAGCCCAAGCCGCUUGAUCGCAAGCUUUCGAUUGGUGUUAUUCGAUUUGACACCGAGGUUCAGACUCUUCCUCCUGUUGCCCGUGUGCUUGACGAGACGGUCGAGAAGCUCAAGGCCGCUGGACAUGAGAUUGUCGAGCUCGAGCUGUAUCUUGCUGACGAGAUCUCUGCGAAUGCAGUCGACCACUUCAAGGUCGAUGGUGGCGCAUUUUUGCUCUCGCAGCUCGAACUCACUGGCGAGCCUCUUACUGUGGCUAACCAAAAUGGUGGUCUCUACCCUGACGUCAAGCGUGGGCUCUCGGAUUUUUACGCCUACAGCUCUGCGCGUGCCGAGCUACAGCGCGCCUGGCUCAAAUACUGGGAGGAGACCGCGAGCAAGACCAAGUCUGGAAAGCCCGUCGACGCCUUGCUGCUUCCCAUCCAGUCAUUCCUUCCGCGUCCUGAGGGCUACAUGAUGCGUUCGCACUUCUCGCGCACAUGGAACAACCUUGACUACCCCGGACUUAUCUUCCAGGCGGGUAAGGUCGAUCUCGCGCAGGACGACAAGGAGAUGCCGGCCCCGAUCACCGAUAUGGAUGCCAGAGUGCAGACUACGUGGGCGAAGGAUGUACGUGGACGGUACGACGGGUUCCCGAUUGCGCUGCAGUUGGUGGGCCAGCGCCAGAUGGAGCCUAAGCUGUUCCAGACGAUGUCCGAGAUUAGUAAGGUUUUGUAGGGCGAGUCAUGUAAUAAAUAGUAAUGUAAAUUGAUAUCUACGAAUAGAAAGAAG